Molecule: messenger RNA, 1452 nt
Organism: Cebus imitator (Panamanian white-faced capuchin)
Lineage: Eukaryota; Metazoa; Chordata; Mammalia; Primates; Cebidae
Gene: TRUB2
Product: TruB pseudouridine synthase family member 2
Exons: 8
Coding region: 34-1011 (325 amino acids)
Biological process (GO): pseudouridine synthesis; RNA processing
Molecular function (GO): RNA binding; pseudouridine synthase activity
Source: RefSeq, a predicted model, not a curated record
GUCCAGGUCCAGAGGGUGUUGCGGUCUUCAAGUAUGCGGUCCGCAAGCUUGUCGCGGCUGCAGGGGCUUUUCGCGGUCUAUAAGCCCCCGGGGCUAAAGUGGAAGCACCUGCGGGAUACUGUGGAACUGCAGCUUCUGAAGGGUCUCAAUGCGGGGAAGCCUCCUGCCCCUGAACAGCGUGUUCGCUUCUUGCUGGGCGCGGUGGAAGGCAGUGAAGAGAAGGAGCUGACCCUCACAGCUACCAGUGUACCCUCUCUCACCAAGCAUCCACUGGUCUGUGGACCAGCAUUCACCCAUUUCAAGGUUGGCGUGGGACAUCGGCUGGAUGCCCAGGCUUCUGGGGUGCUUGUGCUCGGCGUGGGACGUGGAUGCAGGCUCCUCACUGAUAUGUACAAUGCUCAUCUCACCAAGGAUUACACAGUGCGUGGCUUACUGGGCAAAGCUACGGAUGACUUCUGUGAGGAUGGGCGGCUGGUGGAGAAGACAACCUAUGACCAUGUGACAAGAGAGAAGCUGGACCGCAUUCUGGCUGUGAUCCAAGGCUCCCAUCAGAAGGCCCUGGUGAUGUACUCCAACCUCGACUUGAAGACCCAGGAGGCUUACGAGAUGGCUGUGCGAGGCCUGAUCCGGCCCAUGACCAAGUCCCCAAUGCUGAUAACCGGCAUCCGAUGCCUCCACUUUGCACCUCCAGAAUUCCUCGUAGAGGUGCAGUGCAUGCAUGAGACCCAGAAAGAGCUGCGAAAGUUGGUACAUGAAAUUGGCCUGGAGCUAAAGACCACUGCUGUCUGCUCCCAAGUGCGGCGCACACGCGAUGGCGUCUUCACGCUGGACAGUGCUCUCCUGAGGACCCAGUGGGACCUACACAGUAUCCAGGAUGCUAUCCAGACCGCCACCCCCUGGGUAGCUGCGGAGCUGGAGAAGAGCUUGAGCCCGGGGCUGGACACCAAGCAACUCCCCAGUCCGGGAUGGUCCUGGGACUCCCAGGUCCCGAGCUCUGGAGAGGGAUGCUAGGCAGUGAAUGCCCAGGCAGCUGCUGGGGCAGUGAGUGGAUAAAUAGAAUAACUGCGUAUGAGCCGGACCUGAUGGCUGUGCAGAAAGUGAGAGUAGGGGCCACCUUUUCUACGUGCGACACAAAACUCAACUGUAACAGAAAAGAUCAAUGGACUUGACCCAACUGAGAAGGAAAAACUUCUGUAUGGAGGAAAAGACAAUAAACAAAUGACAGACUGAUGAAAGGUAUCAGCAGGCCAGGUGUGGUGGCAUGCACUUGUAAUCCCAGCUACUCCCAGGGCUGCGGCAGGAGAAUCGCUUGAGCCCAGUAGUUUGAGGUUGUAAUGCUCUAGACUGCGCCUGUGAAUAGCCACUGCGCUCUAGUCUGGGCAACAUAUGAGACCCCCCCCAUCUCACAAAAAAAUUCCCAAUAAACCAUGUGCCCACAAAAAUGAAAAAUUA